This is a messenger RNA of Dinoponera quadriceps, 573 nucleotides long. RefSeq lists its product as uncharacterized. The transcript is spliced from 2 exons. NCBI's taxonomy places the organism in Eukaryota, Metazoa, Arthropoda, Insecta, Hymenoptera, Formicidae. Bases 156 to 554 code for a protein of 132 amino acids. The record is from RefSeq and is a predicted model, not a curated record.
UUUUUAUCGAGAAAGUUUAUCUUGUUUCUACAUUUCACAUAUAUAUAUAGCUACGUCCGGUUUCGCGUCGCGACGUAUUUGUGCUUUGGACGUUGCUUGCCACUGUCUUUAAUAGUCAAUUUACCUUUUGUCUAAUAACGAUCGACCACGCACAAAUGAAAAUGCAGCGUAUAUGCGCCGAUACUGAACUUCCGAGCAACUUCGAUGAUUGGACAGUGCAAGAACAAAGUGACUGGAUGUAUCACAAUAUGACGGAUUUAUAUAAAAACGUGCCAGAAUCUUUACAAAAUCUGAUCCCGUCUGCCACACGUCCACUCGAUUUCAACCGAUCACUAAAUGCGUUACCUGAAUGGAUGGACCCAGAAAAAUAUCACAGAGGACAAAAGGUUGUGCGCGAGAAUUAUUUCUCGAUUAUCAUGGUUUUUAUAUUCGGUUCCAUUUACGGCUACACUUUCGAGGAUGCCCUCAAAACAAUUAUCAUAGGAGGGAACAGUCAUACACCAUAUUUAGCAUUCAAAAGGUAUUUUUCUGACAUAUUGUCUUUUAAUUUAUAAGCCUGACAUCGAAAUAGCA